Molecule: messenger RNA, 432 nt
Organism: Aspergillus bombycis
Lineage: Eukaryota; Fungi; Ascomycota; Eurotiomycetes; Eurotiales; Aspergillaceae
Product: 40S ribosomal protein uS9
Exons: 4
Coding region: 1-432 (143 amino acids)
Biological process (GO): translation; maturation of SSU-rRNA from tricistronic rRNA transcript (SSU-rRNA, 5.8S rRNA, LSU-rRNA)
Cellular component (GO): ribosome; cytosolic small ribosomal subunit
Molecular function (GO): structural constituent of ribosome; RNA binding
Source: RefSeq, a predicted model, not a curated record
AUGGCUUCCGUCCCGAGUGUGCAAUGCUUCGGCAAGAAGAAGACGGCUACCGCUGUCGCCCACUGCAAGCAAGGCAAGGGUCUCAUCAAGGUUAACGGCCAGCCCCUCUCUCUGGUCCAGCCUGAGAUCCUCCGCUUCAAGGUCUACGAGCCUCUCCUCAUCGUCGGUGCCGACAAGUUCGCCGGUGUUGACAUCCGUGUCCGCGUCUCCGGUGGUGGUCACACUUCCCAGGUCUACGCCAUCCGUCAGGCUAUCGCCAAGUCCCUCGUCGCCUACUACCAGAAGUACGUCGAUGAGCACUCCAAGAACCAGCUGAAGCAGGCUCUUGUCCAGUACGACCGCACACUCCUCGUUGCCGACAACCGUCGCACGGAGCCCAAGAAGUUCGGUGGUCGCGGUGCCCGCGCCAGGUACCAGAAGUCCUACCGUUAA